AUGGGCCCCAGAGCUUCGUGGGCUUGGAGUAGCAUUCUGGAGGGAAGAAAUUUAUUAACUGAUCAUGCUUUCUGGCAAGUACUCAAUGGGGAGUCCAUUAGUACUUGGAAAGAUAAAUGGAUUCCAGGGAUUUUAGGUGGGAGAUUGCGUGCUGCUCAUCUGUAUGCUUCUGAGUUUGAUCCUUUUCAGAGGGUUGCAGACCUGGUUGAUUGGUCUUCAACUUCUUGGAAUCUGGAUUCCUUUGCUCAGCAUUUGACACAUGCUGAGGUCGUUGCUAUUGAGUCCAUCCCAUUGUCCUCUACUUGGGAACCUGAUAAGUUAGUCUGGCCUUUUGAGAAAUGUGGUUCUUAUUCAGUCAGGUAUGGGUAUCAUGUGCAGCAUGGAGGGAGAAGUAAGGCAUCAUUGCAAUCAGCUCACUCUUCACAUAUUGUUGAUCCUAUAGUUUGGAAACAAUUGUGGAACGUUUCUUCUACCCCUAAAGUCAAGCAUUUCCUUUGGAGGGCUUGUACUAAUGCACUUCCAACUAUGGCUAAUCUCUUUAUUAAAAAGGUGACCCCCUCUCCUCUUUGUCCGUUUUGUUUGGAUCAUAUGGAAACUAUUGAGCAUUUGUUACUUCAAUGUCCUUGGACCAUAGGAGUGUGGUUUGGUUUGCCUGUUAAUUACAAGGUGGAUCUAGCAGCUAUUACUACUUUUGAUGCUUGGUUUUCUGGUGUUUGUGAGAUGAUGAAAGUUGUUCAUAAAAGCAAAACGGUUCUCUCUUGUUGGAUUUCCUUUGCUCUCUGGAUCAUCUGGAAGGAAAGGUGCGCAGCUGUUUAUGAUCACCGAGAACCUAGUCCUUGGGGGGUAAUUGCUCAAAUCAAAGCUGCUGUUUCAGAAUAUUGUGGCCUGCUUGUCUCUGGUUCAUCAAAUGUCUGUGGAUCAAUCCGAAGUUCUUCUAUCGAGAGUCUGAAGUGGUAUGCUCCUUUGUUUCCUACUGUAAAGCUGAAUUGUGAUGGGGCUUGGAAUUCAACAACCAAUAGAGCUGGGAUUGGAUGCAUUAUCAGAGAUUUUACUGGUACAAUUAUUAAUGGGAGAGUUAAAACCUGCUUGGCAAACUCUGCUUUGCAUGCGGAAGCUAUUGCUGUCUUAGAGGGAUUGACUUCAGCUAGAAAUCUGGAUUUCCCUUUGGUAAGUGUUGAAAUGGAUUCUGAACAAUUGUUUUCGGCAAUUGUUUCGAAGCCUUACACAAAUUUAUGGCAUAUCUAUCCUCUUUUGAGAGACAUUAGGAAGAUUAAGAUUGAGAUGCCUCUGUAG
Messenger RNA from Rosa rugosa (rugosa rose), 1293 nucleotides. RefSeq lists its product as uncharacterized. The transcript has 2 exons. Bases 1 to 1293 code for a protein of 430 amino acids. NCBI's taxonomy places the organism in Eukaryota, Viridiplantae, Streptophyta, Magnoliopsida, Rosales, Rosaceae. The record is from RefSeq and is a predicted model, not a curated record. Gene Ontology annotation, molecular function: RNA-DNA hybrid ribonuclease activity; nucleic acid binding.